Trifolium pratense (red clover) is the source of this 2120-nucleotide messenger RNA. RefSeq lists its product as uncharacterized. NCBI's taxonomy places the organism in Eukaryota, Viridiplantae, Streptophyta, Magnoliopsida, Fabales, Fabaceae. The transcript is spliced from 3 exons. The record is from RefSeq and is a predicted model, not a curated record. The coding region runs from base 292 to 1986 and encodes 564 amino acids.
UUUCCCUCUUGUUUUUUUUCAUUCACCAGAAAACCCUAACAUCAGAGAACUUGUUCUUCACUUUCUCUCUAUCACGAACACAGAGACUUUUUCACUUUCUCUCUUCACGAACCCUAACAUCGCAGCUUCAAAUCCAUCGCCGCUUCCAUCGCAGCUUCCAUCGCAGAGCAGCUUCUCACACGAACAGAGCAGCUUCAAAUCCAUCGCCGCUUCCAUCAGAGCUUCAAAUCGACCAAAUCAGCUUCCAUCGCAAAGCCGCUUCUCACACGAACAGAGAAGUACGUAGUAGUCAUGGAUCGUAGUUGGAUGAAUUCUAACCGUUUGAGUAUAGAUUAUAAGGAAGGAGUGAACAAGUUUAUACAGUUUGCUUUUGAAAAUCUUCCUAAUAACAACGGAAGGUUUUAUUGUCCUUGUAUGAAAUGUUUUAAUAUUCCCAAGUUACAUUUUGAGUUGAUAAAAAGUCAUCUUAUUUGUCACGGGGUUAACCAAAGUUAUACCAAAUGGAUAUGGCAUGGUGAGUCGGUAACCGAUCCAAUUGCGUCAAAUACAAAUGAAGUCGAUGUAGAUAUGAACGAUCAGCUAGAUGAUAUGAUCCGUGAUAUAGGCCCAGAGUCUUUCCAGCGAGCACAAAUGUAUGAUAAUUUGCGCAAAGACAAAGAAGACACAUUGUAUCCGGGGUGCACUAACUUCACACGGUUGUCUGCGGUGCUGAGAUUGUUCAAUUUGAAGGCGAGAAAUGGAUGGACAGAUAAAAGCUUCACUGAAUUGCUUGAGUUGUUGAAAGAAAUGCUUCCAGAAGGUAACACAUUACCCAAUAGUAACUAUGAGGCGAAGAAGAUAUUGUGUCCGAUGGGUAUGGAGUAUAAGAAAAUACAUGCAUGCCCUAAUGAUUGUAUAUUGUAUCGAAAUGAGUUUGAAGAGUUGAAGAGGUGUCCUAGGUGUGGACUAUCACGCUACAAAGUGAAGGACAAUGAUUUCAAUUGUGAUGGAAGCAUACAACACCCUCCUGCGAAGGUGUUAUGGUAUCUUCCAAUAAUUCCAAGGCUGAAGCGGUUGUUCAAUAAUGUAAAUGAUGCGAAGAAUAUUAGAUGGCAUGCAGAUGAGAGGAAAUGUGACGGGUACGUUCGUCAUCCGGCUGAUUCUAUACAAUGGAAGAAAAUUGAUGCUUUGUAUCCGGAAUUCGGGAAUGAGCCCAGAAACCUUAGGCUUGGACUUGCUACAGAUGGCAUGAAUCCAUUUGGAAACUUAAGCACCAACCACAGUUCAUGGCCUGUCCUCUUAAUUAUUUAUAAUCUACCUCCUUCAAUUUGCAUGAAGCGCAAAUACAUUAUGUUAUCCAUGAUGAUUUCAGGCCCAAAGCAACCGGGAAAUGACAUAGAUGUUUAUCUGAGUCCAUUGAUUGAAGACUUGAGAAUGCUUUGGGAGGAAGGGGUUCAUGUGUUUGAUGCCCAUUCUCGUGAUUAUUUCACGUUGCGUGCAAUGUUAUUUUGCACCAUCAAUGAUUUUCCUGCAUAUGGGAACUUGUCCGGCUAUAGUGUGAAGGGGCAUAAAGCAUGUCCCAUAUGUGAAAAACGCACUAGGUUCCAACAAUUGAGAAAUGGAAAGAAGACAGUUUACCUUAGGCAUCGGCGAUUUCUCAAACGUAAUCACCCAUAUCGUAGGUUAAAGACAGCAUUUAAUGGAAGCUCGGAAAAUGAAAUUGCUUCACAAGCCUUAACCGGAGAGCAAGUUUAUGACAAAGUGAAAGAUGUCAAUGUUAUAUUUGGGAAGGGCCAAAAACAGACCGCUGUGAAAAAAAAAUGGAAGAAGAGGUCUGUGUUCUUUAAUCUUCCUUAUUGGUCGAGUCUAGAUGUUAGACAUUGCAUCGAUGUAAUGCAUGUCGAAAAAAAUGUGUGUGAUAGUGUAAUAAGGAUGAUGAAGGAAAAAAGAAAGAUGUCCUUCCAUCUAAAAGGUCAGAACCCGAUAACACAUGUGCUGAAAAAUUGAUGUUAAAGAUAAUGUCGCGGAAGGAUGAUGUGAAGUUCAAGUUGGAAGGGGAUGCAUUUUUUUCUCUCCCAACCAGAGAUAUUAUGGAGUUGUGUCUGAAAACACAAGAUUUACGCAUCUCUAUUCUACGUAUA